UAGCCACACCCACCAGAUUAGGGCAGCCAAAUUUCUCCCACUUUUGUGCGCAAGUGACUUCCUUCGGUUGUUGAACCUUGCACCCCAGCUUCUUCAGACUCAGUCAUCGUCAGUCGGAGCCCAAAUCCAUCACAAUGGCCAAGUCCAAGAACUCGUCUCAGCACAACCAGUCGCGCAAGGCGCACCGGAACGGCAUCAAGAAGCCCAAGACCCAGAGGUACCCAUCCCUCAAGGGUACCGAUCCCAAGUUCCGGAGAAACCACAGGCAUGCGCUCCACGGCACCGCUAAGGCUAUCAAAGAGUUCAAGGAGGGCAAGAGGGAGACCUGCUAAAUUUUAUUCUUGUUUGCUGGCGGCGCACGCGAUACGGUUGGAGAGGACACAUCUUCGGGCAUGUCCUUGACGAAGAAGGGAUUCUAGGCGGCGACGAUAUUUUUUUCUCUGCCCCGCCGAUUACUGGGCCGGUUGUUCGAGGUGUUAUUUAGGGCGUCAUUUCGAUCAACCCAAACGGAAUGCAUACGACCUCCGCGCAGAGAAGCGGAUCUGCCGGGGUGCUACCCUCUUCCCGAUUGCGGGCACAGCUCGAUUGGGGCCGGACCGGCCCAAGCAAGACUGUCAAGGUUUGUGAUGCUGAUUGUGUGUCGAGCGACUGAGGGCGACAAGCCCGACAUCCUUCCUUUGCGUUGCACUUUUCAAUCGUUUCUGAGUGCUUUCUCUCUUUGGGGCAUCAUGACAGCGAAAAUAAACGGCAUUAGUGUGUACAGCUCUGAGCUUCUUCCCAUGCUCAUUCUGCUGAAGGAUUAUAUCGUGCCAAGAUGGACCUGCCUCACUAUUACCAA
Molecule: messenger RNA, 838 nt
Organism: Thermothelomyces thermophilus ATCC 42464
Lineage: Eukaryota; Fungi; Ascomycota; Sordariomycetes; Sordariales; Chaetomiaceae
Exons: 4
Coding region: 135-332 (65 amino acids)
Biological process (GO): cytoplasmic translation
Cellular component (GO): ribosome; cytosolic large ribosomal subunit
Molecular function (GO): structural constituent of ribosome
Source: RefSeq, a predicted model, not a curated record